Messenger RNA from Vittaforma corneae ATCC 50505, 513 nucleotides. RefSeq lists its product as uncharacterized. Bases 1 to 513 code for a protein of 170 amino acids. The record is from RefSeq and is a predicted model, not a curated record. NCBI's taxonomy places the organism in Eukaryota, Fungi, Microsporidia, Nosematidae. The transcript has a single exon.
AUGAUCAACGAAAACUACGGAAACGUCAUCUUUGGUCUUGCAAGCAUUUCAAUGCUCCUUGGAAGCAUUAAGCACAGCGAGUACAUUUCCGACAAUGUUGAGCUUUCGGAGCAGUAUUACUUCAGCUUCAAUAUCGGAAUAGUCAUUACCUGUCUCUUUGCAAACAUUUGCCUGGGAAUCUUUGCAUUGUUUAUUCUUGGCAACCUGUGCGACUUUAUCCAAAAGAUGACCGUAAACUUGAUUGGGGCAAGGCAAAAGCUUAGAGUUCUGGCUGUUUUGAUUUUCAUAAGCUUUGUGUUCUACUCGGGGUCAAAUACGGUCUGCUUUAUGAAAUCGUUUGUCCUGUCAGCUGUAGAAAGGAAGAUGGCCAUAAACAGUCUUAUAGUAUCGAUAUUGCAGCUAGUAAACAUGGUUGCAAUCCAUAUGGUUCAUCCCGAUGUGUUUGGACUGAAAUGGAUCAAGGAGGUGCGAGAGUACGACAGAAAUGAAAAGCUCAAGGUCACCUAUUUAUAA